This is a messenger RNA of Gadus macrocephalus (Pacific cod), 3359 nucleotides long. It is a transcript of the gene arrb1, whose product is annotated as arrestin, beta 1. Bases 750 to 1994 code for a protein of 414 amino acids. The transcript is spliced from 16 exons. Gene Ontology annotation, biological process: visual perception; G protein-coupled receptor internalization; signal transduction. Gene Ontology annotation, molecular function: G protein-coupled receptor binding. Lineage: Eukaryota; Metazoa; Chordata; Actinopteri; Gadiformes; Gadidae. The record is from RefSeq and is a predicted model, not a curated record.
CCACGGGCCCAGGAUCUAUGUUUGUGUCCCAUGUAUUAAUGUAUGUGUGUGUGAUUAAUGUGUACGUGUGCUUGUGUGUGCAUGUGUCUGUAUGUCACUAUUUGUGGUUAUGUGUGUGUGUGUGUGACUAUCUAUUUGUGUAGUGUGUGUGUAUUUGUUGGACUGUGUGUGCUUGUAUUCAUGUAUGGUGUGUGUGUGACUAUCUAUUUGUGUAGUGUGUGUGUGUGUAUUUGUUGGACUGUGUGUGUAUGCUUAUUCAUGUAUCUGUGUGUGUGUGCUUGUAUUCAUGUGUGUGUGUGUGUGUGUGUGUAUGUUGACAGAGAGACGUCAACAGGAAAAGCGUUCCUCCCCAGGCUCCGACACUCCUCUCAGAUAUAAGGGGAGAGCGGGAGGAGACGGCGACUCCCAUCUCUUUGCUCGCGCUGGGCGUCAUGACAACGGUUCUCAUCCAUCUCGUCAGAGAGAGAGAGCGAGCGAGAGAGGAGAGAGGGGAAACACGACAGAGAAUGAGCGAGGAAUAGAGAGAGCGCGCUAGCGAGGUGUCCCUACAGUGAGCGGGAGAGACAGACGAGGUGUCCGUGCAGCAGAGAAGGUCCCCCGGAGAGGAGAACCGCCGAGGCUCGGGGGAACGGUAGCGCGAGCUACAGCCGGAGCUAACGGGCGCGCGGAUCGAGCUAGGGCCAGCUGGAGUUGAAGCGCGAGGCUGUGAGUGUUGUGUUGUCUCGUCACGAGCCUCCCGCAGAGCCGCUAUGGGAGACAAGGGCACCAGAGUCUUUAAAAAAGCCAGCCCCAAUGGAAAGCUCAUCGUGUACCUGGGGAAGAGGGACUUUGUGGACCAUGUUGAGUGGGUGGAGCCUCUAGAUGGCGUUGUCCUGAUAGACCCGGAAUACCUGAAGGAGAGGAAAGUGUUUGUGACGCUGACGUGUGCGUUCCGCUACGGCCGUGAGGACCUGGAUGUGCUGGGGCUGACCUUCCGGAAGGAUCUGUUCCUGGCCAACAUCCAGGCCUUCCCUCCUCCGCCCAGCGAGAAGAACACCGUCACCCGACUCCAGGAACGCCUCAUCAAGAAGCUGGGAGAACACGCCCACCCCUUCACCUUCCAGAUUCCGCUGAACCUGCCGUGCUCCGUCACCCUGCAGCCUGGACCGGAGGACACUGGGAAGGCGUGUGGUGUGGACUUUGAGGUGAAGGCGUUCUGUGCUGAAAACGUUGAGGAGAAGAUCCAUAAGAGGAACUCGGUGCGUCUGGUCAUCAGGAAGGUGCAGUACGCUCCGGAGAAGGCCGGCCCCCAGCCCACCGCCGAGACCACCCGGCAGUUCCUCAUGUCGGACAAACCGCUGCACCUGGAGGCGUCCCUGGACAAGGAGAUCUACUACCACGGAGAACCCAUCAGCGUCAACGUUCACGUCACCAACAACACCACCAAGACGGUGAAGAAGAUGAAGAUCUCUGUGCGCCAGUAUGCAGACAUCUGCCUCUUCAACACAGCCCAGUAUAAAUGUCCUGUGGCCGUGGAAGAGUCUGACGACCUGGUGGCUCCCAGCGCCACCUUCUGCAAAGUGUUCACGCUGACGCCGUUCCUCGCCAACAACCGCGAGAAGAGGGGCCUGGCUCUGGACGGGAAGCUGAAGCACGAGGACACCAACCUGGCCUCCAGCACUCUGCUCAGGGAGGGGGCCAACAGGGAGGUGCUGGGGAUCAUCGUCUCCUACAAGGUGAAGGUGAAGCUGGUGGUGUCCCGGGGCGGGAUUCUCGGAGAUCUGGCCGCAAGCGAUGUGGCGGUUGAGCUGCCGUUCACGUUGAUGCACGCGAAACCCCUGGAAGACGCUCUCUUCAGGGAUGCCGCUGAUGAAGUGCCCAUCGACACCAACCUGAUACAGUUUGAUACAAACGAUGAUGACAUCAUCUUCGAAGACUUUGCCCGCCAGCGCCUGAUUGGAGCGAAGGACGAGGAGGAGGAGGAGGGGGAGGGGCCAGAGACGAAGGACAGAUAGAGAGCGGAGGUCUCCUCCAACGGAGGGGCGCCCAGUGUUCGUCUUCAUGUCCAAAAUUAGCCUUCUCUCCAUAGCACCACCCGGUGGGCGGCGGGAGUAAUGCAGUCUAGACUAGUGUUUGAGAGGUGUGAUGGCCUGCUAGCUUAGCCACCGCUAGCAGGCGCGCAACGACAUCACACACACAUAGAGAGACUUUCUUUAAGGGCACCGACCAGUAACACAACACUAUAUCUGCCGAGGAGUCACCAAGGCCGGGGCAUCAUGGGUAGUUAGUCCUGCACAGUGGGUGGUCUAGGCUCUCUAACCAAUCAGAUGGGAGUGUUUGGGAGCUCUGUUUUGAUCAGCUAGAUGAGAGAGUGCUCCAGUAGCAGGAUUUCAUGGAUGACCUUGUAUGCAUGUCACACGCCAACAUCAUGGUUGAGAACCCCCCACCCCCCCCCCCCCCCCCCAGCACAGGCCAGUGCUGUACUUCUGUUCUCCUCCUCCUCAUCCCCUCACCCGUUCACCCCCUCACCCCCUCGCCUGCUCACCCCCUCACCCCCUUGCCUGCUCACCCCUUCACCCCCUCGCCUAUUCAAACAUUGCGUGUUCAUCCACCUGUUCAACCCUUCACCUGGUUGCUUGUUCUAUUCACCUGCUCAUUAAUUAACCUGAUCACCUGUUCAGUUCACCUGGCCAUGCGUUCACCUGUUCAUCAGUUCAUGAGGUCAGGUGUUCACCAGUUCUCCAGUUCACCUGUUCACCAGUUCAUCAGUUCACCAGGUCAUGUGUUCACCAGUUCACCAGUUCAUCAGUUCACCUCGUCAUUCGUUCACCUGUUCAGGUAGAGCUGCCGGUUUGCGUCCACAGUAUUAUUGUUAUUAUUCUGAUUAUUAUUAUUACUAGAUGAACGUUUAUUAAUAUAUCAAAUAUUUCUUAAUUAUUUUAAUAAAAGUGGUGUUAUUGAGGAUAUUAUUAAACAGUAUAUUGCAUCUUUAAUAAAUCACAUUUGUGGAAUCCUUUAUUUGAUUAUUUUCCUUCUCAUUUCUUCACUUCUCAACAAAAAUAAACAGAUCUGCUCAUCACUAUCAAACGUUCACCCAGAAGGGUCCACAAUAUCCGAUUAGAGCAGGGGUUCAUAUUUUGUAACAUUGUAUUUGAAGACAUUUUAUUUCCACAGCUUUUUUAGAAGUGCAUUCAUAACUGAUUCUUUUGAAACAGCAAAUAAUUUCCAACUUCAUGCAGGCCUAAUUGAGGCUACUUUUAAAAUCACUGAACAUCAGUAGGCCUAUCACAAGUCAACAAAACAUACUUACAACCGAUGACACCCGACGGCUGAAAUCGGCGCUGUGUGUCUGUGCCUUAAGCGCACUUUUGAAGGAGAUG